Molecule: messenger RNA, 1634 nt
Organism: Effrenium voratum
Lineage: Eukaryota; Dinophyceae; Suessiales; Symbiodiniaceae
Source: the annotation of a GenBank genome assembly
AAUCCCAAACAAUCCAACUCCCAAAUCUCUCUCGCGCCAUGCCGUGCGCGGAUUGCUUCGGAUUCCUCGGCGCGUUUUCCAAGCCUUCGGAGCCAUCGCUGAGAAUCCUCACGGCCAAUGACGUUUACAAGCCCGAGCGGUUUGCUGUCCUCCGAAGCCUCUGCAAGCGCCAAAAAAGCAACUGCCGCGCGCCCACGAAGUUUGUUCUUCCCGGGGACCUCCUGGGCGGAUCUUUGUUCGCCAACGUGCAUCGGGGCGAGUCCGUGAUCGACCUCUUGAACGCCGUGGAGGUGGAUUACUGCGUCCUGGGGAACCAUGAGUUUGACUUCGGCGCAGACAGAACCAAGGAGCUGAUGAGCAAAUCUCAGUUCCCUUGGCUGGGCUCCAACGUACGAGAGCUGAUCAACGGGGACCGGCCCAUCUUUCACAACACCAUGGACUACGACUUCUUUCCCAUCCAGGUGAGCUCCAAAGAAGUGAAGGUGGGCGUCUUCGGCGUCUGCACCGCCGCAACUCCCCAGCUCUCAGCGCCUGGGAAGUUCGUGGCCUUUGACCAGCCCCACAUCCACGCCCAGCGCUGCGUGAGCAUUCUGCGGGAGCAGCACGGGUGUGAAUUCAUCAUCGCCUUGACGCAUCUCUCCUUGAUCAACGACAAGCACUUGGCCGAGUGGUGUCCAGGUAUCAACGUGAUCCUUGGGGGUCAUGACCAUGACCCCUUUUUUCUGAUUCACCGAGGGGUGCUCAUUGCCAAGUGCGGACAGAAUGCUGAUCAUCUUGGAGUGCUGGAUUUGUAUAUGGACUUUGGUGGUCCCGACAAGUCCUUGCGCGUCGAUCACUCCUUUCAGCUUCUGACGACUUCGAAGACGCCCGCUGAUAAAGCGGUCAGCAAACUGGUGCAGCGUUGGACGUCAACAAACGAAGCGGAUGAGUCCCUUUGCGUGGUCGCGGAGAAGGAGCUGUCCUCAAGGACCCACGAGCUCCGGGCCAAAGAGAACUCCUUCGGUUCCCUGGUGGCGGACGCCAUGCUCUGGCGCUACUCCGCGGAGACCUGCCAGCUGGCGCUGAUCAACGGCGGCUGCGUGCGCGCGGAUCGGAGCUAUCCGGUGGGCCACGUGCUCACCAAGGCAGAGGUUGAGGAGGAGAUGCCCUUCGACGGAAAGGUGGCCCUUCAGAAGCUCAGCGGGGAGCAGUUACUGCGGGGAUUGGAGGAGAUGCUGUCGCAGUGCCCUGCGCCCUCCUCCUCCUUUCCGCACAUUUCGCGGAACGCUCACCUGAGAUAUUCGCCCGCGGCCCCGGCGCUGGCGAAGGUCAGAAGCUUCCAGAUCAACGACUGCGAGGUGGAUCCACAGCGGGAGUACUUGGUUGCGGUCAGCGAGUUCUAUAUCAACUCGGCAGGGGAUGGGGUGAGCAGUUUUCAUGGCGUGCCCGUGCUGAAGAUGCAUGAUGAAUUUAUUCGGGAGGUGGUGGUGAGCUAUUUGCGGACCUUGGAGGAAGUGAGCGGAGCCCUGGGUCGAAUGGAGGCCAUGUGAGCGAGCCAUUGAUCGAUUCCCAGCGAGAUAACAUUUUCGUUCAGAGCCUACCUGGCACACGGACUCGGUGUCGGAGGAAUAAACACAUUCUCACUUGCCCGAAAA